CACAUCUGCAUGACUUUUUAAUGCGUUUUCUGUGUUCUUCAUAAAAUCAGGGAAUAUAUAUGGAGUAUCUACAUAUAAACAUUUAGUAUGCCGAUCAGAGGAAGCAUAGUAACUCUUAACUUAUUUUAUGUGUUUUUAGCUUAGUUAGUUGAUGCAAGUGAAGUGUGAAUCCCUCCAAGCUAAAUUUACUUCAUGCAACAAAAGGUAUUCAAGCUUAUAGAACCUAGUUUUCGUAUUAAAACUAAAAAGGAGACUACAUAAUAGUUCAACUCAAAUAAUGUGAAUAUUUCGUCUUCUUUUAUAUCUAAAAUGGAAGUGCUUCUGAUCAAUAUUUUCCAAAAAAUCGUAUCUUAACUUCACAUCAAACGUAUAGAAGUUUAAAAUUGAUUGAGACAUUAAUAUGUAUCAUCUGCACUGCACGCGUAUCAAAUGUUCCGCUAGACUAAAAAACAAAUAGAAGAGAAUAAAGUAAAGAGAAAAAUAAUAGGUUUUGACCAAUUAAAAAAGCCAACCCAACUUGUCCUAUAUUAAUAUUGUUCGUACACAGUUAAUUUUUCACAGGUGUGACCCUUAUAUAUAUAUAAACCAUAUAUCCCUCAUGCAAAUUAACCUGAGCAUUUCAUAUAAGUUCAUACAAGCCUAAAUAUAUUAUUAUAAAACACCUGAAGUUCCAAGUUCAUAUUGCAACGUUUCUUAAAAAUAUAUAUCAUCAUCAUGAUCAUGAGGAUAUCUAUGGCUAUGUGCAAACAGCCAUUGCCUCCUUCGAUGGCGUUAAACUUCCCCCCGGCAAACUUUGGUCCUAAUAUGCUAACUCUAAGCCCAUCCGGUCCAAAGGAUAAAGUCGUGGUCAUCAUGGGUGCUACCGGAACAGGCAAGUCACGUCUCUCCGUUGAUCUAGCCACUCGUUUUCCAGCAGAGAUCAUAAACUCCGACAAGAUCCAAGUUCACCAAGGCCUCGACAUUGUUACCAACAAGAUCACGACCGAAGAGAGUUGCGGGGUACCGCACCAUCUCCUAGGUGUCUUGCCGCCUGAAGAUGACUUAACAGCUGUUAACUUCCGUCACAUGGCGAAUCUCUCUGUUGAAAGCAUCCUCAGUCGUGGAAAGCUUCCAAUCAUCGUUGGAGGUUCCAACUCCUACGUUGAGGCCUUAGUCGACGACGAUGACUACAAGUUCAGGUCGAGAUAUGACUGUUGUUUUCUAUGGGUUGACGUGGCACUUCCCGUUUUGCACGGAUUUGUGAAUGAGAGAGUUGAUAAGAUGGUGGAAAAUGGAAUGGUCGAAGAAGUUAGAGAUUUUUUUGACUAUUCAGAUUCUAAUUACUCGAGAGGGAUCAAGAAAGCAAUCGGAGUUCCAGAGUUCGACAUGUUUUUCAGGAAUGAGCCGUUCUUAAACAUGGGAGACAGAGAAGAGUUGUUGAGUAAAGUGGUGGAUGAAAUAAAGAGAAACACUUUUGGAUUAGCUUGUAAACAGAGAAAUAAAAUAGAAUGGUUGAGAAGGAUCAAGAAAUGGUGUAUUCAGAGACUGGAUGCGACUCCGGUUUUCACGAGGCGUAAGUCAAAGGUGGAUGCUGACGUGGCGUGGGAGAGGCUGGUGGCUGGACCAAGCACCGACUCUGUGUCACGGUUCCUGCUCGACUUUGCCAGUCCUCGACCGUUAGUGGAAGCAUUAACCGCGGUGGCUAGGGAACGUGAGAUGUCGCGGUGCGUAGUGGUGUAAUAAUCGGCUAUAACCACAUAAAUAUAAGGUUGGAUCUUGGAAAUGUGGUUAAUAUAUGCCAAGUCAUUUUGGUAUUGAUGGUGUGGCAAUGGUCAGCGAUAUUCAAACUACGAUGAGUAGAGAAAAGUUAUACCUACGGCUAUAUAUCGUACUCCUUUCAUUUCAUAUUAAGUGUCGUUGUAGAGAAAUUUUUUCGUUACAAAAUAAGUGUCGUUUUCAAUUUUCAAUGCAAAAUUUAUUAAUUUUAUGCAGUAAUUUAUUUUUCUAUUGGUUGAAAUAUGGUUAGGUGUAUAGGUAAUUGUGUUUUUAUAUAGGAAAUAUACAAAAUUAAUUAUUUUCUUAA
Messenger RNA from Brassica napus (rape), 2062 nucleotides. Its product is annotated as adenylate isopentenyltransferase 3, chloroplastic. Gene Ontology annotation, molecular function: tRNA dimethylallyltransferase activity. The record is from RefSeq and is a predicted model, not a curated record. The transcript has a single exon. Gene Ontology annotation, cellular component: mitochondrion. Lineage: Eukaryota; Viridiplantae; Streptophyta; Magnoliopsida; Brassicales; Brassicaceae. Bases 715 to 1719 code for a protein of 334 amino acids. Gene Ontology annotation, biological process: tRNA modification; cytokinin biosynthetic process.